Molecule: messenger RNA, 4113 nt
Organism: Micromonas commoda
Lineage: Eukaryota; Viridiplantae; Chlorophyta; Mamiellophyceae; Mamiellales; Mamiellaceae
Product: DEAD/DEAH box helicase
Exons: 1
Coding region: 1-4113 (1370 amino acids)
Biological process (GO): nuclear-transcribed mRNA catabolic process, nonsense-mediated decay
Cellular component (GO): intracellular anatomical structure
Molecular function (GO): ATP binding; RNA binding
Source: RefSeq, a predicted model, not a curated record
AUGGGGGACGAGCGCAAGAGGCGUCGGGACGAGUCGCUCGAGCCCCACGCAUCGUGCGACGAGCCCUUCGACCCGGACUCGUUCGAUUGGGAGGUGAGCGCGCAUGGAACUCCGGCCGACGCUCGAUCCCUGACCCUCGUUGUCGGCACCACCGCCGAGAAUUCUCCACGAGUAAUCGCCUCUUCCCAGAACGCUGACCGUCCACCCAACACGAUCCCUCCCCAGGCGCGCUACGAGGCUCUCUCGCGCGUGUUCCACACUCCUCGCGAUGCGUACCCGCGCGGCUGCCCCGAGGAGCGCGAGCUGCGAGACUUUGUUCCGAAGGCGGCCAGAUUUAACGCGAGACUUCGCGCCGCUUCGUCCGUCGCGCGCUCGGGUCUCGACGACGCGGACGCGACGAGGGCGACGACGAACGGCGGCGACGACGGGCCGCUGAACCUGCCGCGAAGGUACGAUCCGCGGUACAAGGUCAACGCCGCGGUGCUCACCGCGCCGCGCCCGGAGCUUGAGCGCGCGGCGCGCCGCGAGCGCCUACCCCCCGCGGCGGUCGACGAGUACAGAAGCGUGCUCGCGCACUACGAAGAUUUCCGACAACGACGCUCGCUGGCCAAACUCGUCAAGCUCGCCAAGGACAAGAGCAAGCUUCCCAUCGCCGCGGAGAUGGACGCCAUCGUGCGAUCGGUGACGGAACAUCCCGUGACGCUCAUCGCGGGAGACACCGGGUGCGGCAAGAGCACGCAGGUGCCGCAGUACCUUUUACGAGCGGGAUUCCGACGCGUCGCUUUAACGCAACCGAGGCGCGUCGCAGCCACGGCGCUGGCGCGGCGCGUGUCGCACGAAACUCUCAACGAGUGGGGCGGGGAAAUAGCGUACAAGAUACGCUUCGACACCACCAACGACGGGGCGCGAACCAGGGUGCUGUUCAUGACGGAAGGGGUGCUGCUUCGACAGCUGUGCGCGGAUCCGGACCUUCACGAAUUCGACGUCGUCGUCAUCGACGAAGCGCACGAGAGGCACCUCAACACGGAUCUCGCGCUGGGUCUCUUGAAGUCAAUCACGGAGCGAAGAGCCGAGUUUCGGCUGGUGAUCAUGUCCGCGACGAUCGACCUGGAGAUGUUCGCGAGGUACUUUGGCGGAUGUCCGGCGAUAUCCGUCCCGGGCAGGCUGCACCCAAUCAAGCUCACCUACCUCGACGCGAACUUGGCGGGUGGCCGGCGGGUAGAUCGCGCGGAUGAGAAACCGACGGUCGUCGGUUCGAACCCGUCGCGGCGCGGGUUUCGUAACAGGGACACCGGCGAGAGGUUCGAGAGAAUCGACCCCCACCCCUACCUGGUGCUGCUUCAGAGAAUAGACGCCAAGUACCCGCGAAAUCAACGCGGCGACUUGCUCGUCUUUUUACCGGGGAUGGCUGAGAUCGGCGCAGUCGCCGAGCACGUGCGACCGUACGCGGUGGAGUCCAAGCGAUGGAUCAUCCUGCCCCUGCACAGCGCGCUCAGCGCGGAGGAGCAGGAUAAGGUGUUCGACGCCGCUCCCGAGGGCGUCCGCAAGUGCGUUUUGUCCACCAACGUAGCGGAGACGUCGGUGACGAUUGACGGCGUCCGUUUCGUCUGCGACAGCGGCCGGCACAAGGAGAUGCAGCACGACCCUCGCACCGGGGCCGGGUCCCUCCAGGAGGGGUGGAUCAGCAAGGCGAGCGCGGAUCAGCGAAAGGGCCGCGCGGGACGGACGGGCCCCGGCGUGUGCUUUCGCCUGUACUCGGAAGUCGAAUACGAGCGGUUCCGAAAGAAUACGCCGCCGGAGAUUUCUCGGGCCAAUCUUCAGGGCCUCGUGCUGCAACUCAAGAACAUCGCGGGGGGCACGUGCGACGCGCGAUACUUUCCGUGGCUGGAACCGCCCCCGAGGGACGCGCUGGAGUCGGCGACGUGGGCGUUGCGGGAGCACGGCGCGUUGACAUCCGCGGAGACGCUGACGCCGCUCGGGGGUUUACUCGCGAGUCUACCCGUGGACGUCAACGCCGGGAAGCUGCUGGCGCUGGCGUCGCUGUUCGGGCUGACCGGACCGGCGACGUCGCUGGCGGCUGCGCUCGCGGUCAAGUCGCCGUUCGCGCGAAAGCCCGGCGGUUCGGCGAGCGGUAACACGCGGGAGGCGAGGUUCGAUUUCGAGUCCCCUCACGGCGACCCGUUCACGGCGCUCACCGCGUACGCUCGGUGGCUGGACGUGCGAGACGGACGCAGGGAAAACUCGAGGAAGUGGUGCCGGCGGAUGGGCCUGGAGGAGCAGAGGCUCGUGGAGAUGGCCAAGCUUCAGCGGCAGUUCAGCGACGCGUGCGAGGGGUCGGGGCUGACGAGAAAGAACGGGGGCGGCGGCGGCGAAAGUGGCAAAGGCGGAGACGGGGAGGUCGGAGGUUCGAACCCCCGCGGCGGCGGCGUGGAGAGGGGACGCCACUCCGUGCUGCGACACAAGCGGCGGCUGCUGAGGGACAUGCAGCGCGCGCGCGAGCGCGAGCGGGGAAGGCGGGUCCUGGCGCCGGACGGCGACGGCGGCGCCGGCGGGUCCGACCCCGAUCCAGACGACGACGACGACGACGAAAAGAGCCCCAGCACCGUGUUCGAGGACGAAAUCAGGGCCCUGGACCUCGCCGUUCACGUCGAUCUUCGCGCGGCGCGGCGCGCGGCGCGAGGCGGCGCCCUCGGUCGCGGGGAGACGUCGCUGAUGAAGGCUAUCCUGGCGCAGGCGCUCUACCCUCGCGUCGCGGCGCCCGACUCGAACAACGCGAGUCGAGAACGAGAGAGCGACUGGAGGUUCCACUGCAGGGAGGUUCGCGACGCGGUGUUGCAUCCCACGUCGAGUCUCUGCGCCCCGGACCACGCGCCGGCGCCCACCGAGGUGGUGCUCUUCGGAGAGAUGCUCGAGACCCACCGGGUGUUUUUGUGCAACUGCGCCAGGGCUCCGGCGCACGCGCUGUUGCUCUCGGCGUCAAACGUCGAGUGCGACGUGUACGCCGAACGAAUCUUAGUGGACCGGUGGCUGAUGUUACGCGUCAGCACGGCGGGCGGGGGCGAGUCCCUGCUCGUCGCCGCGUCGCGGCUCAGGCUGGCGACGAGGGCGCUGCUGCGCGAGCGCCUGCGUGUCUCAAAGGGCAGCCGCCGACGGUCGUCCAACGGCGGGCGAAGACGCGGCGGCGGCGUUCGAAGCGACGAGGAUGUGUUCGAAGAGGCGGACGCGCCGCCCGCGGAUCUGUUGGCGGCGGUGCGCGCCGCGCCCGUGCCCGAGGCGGCGAGGCUCAUCGCCGAGGAGACCGUCUCGGCGUGCGGCGGCGUGCUCGACGUAGACCCUUCGCACCCUUCGCGCCCUUCGCGUUCGCCGUGGGGGGAGCACGGCGUGCGGGGCGACGACCUCGCGGAUGAUCUCGCCAAGUUCAUCGAGUGGCCGGUGCGAUACGACGUCGAGGUGGUUUCCAAAUCCGCGCUCCUCCGUAACCUUCCGCCCGAACACGAGCCCGUCGCGGACGGAGUGGGCGACGGCGCUCGGAAAACAAACGCGUCGUCGUUCGUGGGCAUAGCCGUGGCGCCGUGGCUUAGAUGGGCGGGGCUUCGCGAGAAGGAGGACGACCUCGCCGACCACGCCGCGGCUCCACACCUUCGCAAGCGGUGGAAGUGCCCCGCGUGCGGGAAAACGAUGAUGGCGUUUUAUCAGGAGAUUGAUCGGCACAGGGAGCGAUGCGGCUUGCCCGAGGAGGAGCGGGACCCCGCCGCGCUGCCGGCGAACUUCGGCAAGGGCGGAGGGUCCGGACCGAGUCUGCAGGAGGAGCUGGCGGGUGGGGCGAACUUGGGUUUACCGCGAGAGGCGCUGUCGCUGCGGCCGCCGGCGACGACGAGCACGAGCGAGUUCGCGGACGCUCCGAAACCGAGAGACGAUCCGGGCGGGAAUCGAUCCCCCGACCUCAAGUACGAUCCCGGCGGGCACGUCAACCUGUUCGACGGCGCGAGCGUCGCGCAGGGGGGCGAUGCACCCUCGGGGCCGACUCGAUCUUUCGGGUGCGAGAAGUGCGGGAAGACGCUCGAGCUCACGACGGUUGGGAUUUUGAAGCACAGAAGGUCGUGCCGGGGGUAA